This is a messenger RNA of Gongylonema pulchrum, 606 nucleotides long. The record is from the annotation of a GenBank genome assembly. Lineage: Eukaryota; Metazoa; Nematoda; Chromadorea; Rhabditida; Gongylonematidae.
AUGGCUGCAAAUGUUUCGAAAGAUGCUAAAUUUAUCAGACACACAGCAGUUACUCUGUCACCGGAGGAAUUACUGAAAUUGGAAAGUCGUAUUGCUGAAGAAGAUGCACGGAAGAAGAAACUGGAAGAAGUGUAUGAAACUCGUAAAAUGGAAAAUGAACGUCGGCUACAGCUCGAAUCGCAGUUGGAAAAGGCUUUUGCACUCGAGAUUGAAGCCAAACGUGAAGCAGCUGCAGCAGCAAAUGUAGCGAGCUCCACCACCGCAUCUGUUGCUCUGCCAACUCAUCUGCAACAAGAUAGCGCUGAUUCGACAAGGCCAGUUGACCUAGAAGAAAGACGAUAUGUUUGGGAGCCCGAUCUGGACCGAAUCACUGAGCCUGCUGAACCACCUGUUCGUCUUAAUCAGCUGCAAUCGCUCCUUGAUGAGGUAAAUGCCAGUCUGAAUUCAAAUUCAGCCGACUUUUUGGGUGAAACGCUUGUUGGCGAUGAUGGACGUAUACGUCUCAGUGAUUGGCAGCAAACUAUUCGUGCUCGCGGCACCUCAGCUAGAGUGAGCUUUAAACUUUGGGAGCGUGUUUUACAUCAGCCGGGUCAAACUGACUGGUGA